Messenger RNA from Triticum aestivum (bread wheat), 1041 nucleotides. RefSeq names its product sphinganine C4-monooxygenase 1-like. The record is from RefSeq and is a predicted model, not a curated record. Gene Ontology annotation, biological process: lipid biosynthetic process. Bases 1 to 789 code for a protein of 262 amino acids. The transcript has 2 exons. Lineage: Eukaryota; Viridiplantae; Streptophyta; Magnoliopsida; Poales; Poaceae. Gene Ontology annotation, molecular function: iron ion binding; oxidoreductase activity.
AUGGCGCUGCCCUCCGAGGAGGUGGUGGCCAUACUCGCGCCGAUCAUCGUGUACUGGGUCGCCGCCGGCGUGUACACGGUGCUCGGCCGUGUACUGGCUGACCACAGGCUCCACUCGAGGGAGGAGGAGGAGGUCAGGAACCUCGUCCCCAAGCGUGUCGUGGUCCGCACCGUCCUCCUCCAGCACGUUCUCCAGGCGGCCAUAGCCUUCGCCGUCUUCAAUGUGAAGCGAGAAGAUCGCCGGGCUGCCGACGCCGGCACCGGCGCCGCCACUCCCGCCGUGGCCGUCGUCUGCUGCCAGUUCAUGGUCGCCAUGGUGGUCCUCGACGCGUGGCAGUACGGGUGGCACCGCCUGAUGCACAGCAGCGGCCUGCUGUACCGCCAUGUCCACUCCUGGCACCACCGGCUGGUGGCGCCGUACGCCUACGGCGCCCAGUACAACCACCCGCUGGAGGGCCUGAUACUGGACACGGCCGGCGGCGCGCUGGCGCUGGCCGUGACGGGGAUGGCGCCCCUGACGGCCGCCGCCUUCUUCUCGUUCGCGACUCUCAAGGCCGUCGACGACCACUCCGGCGUGCUUGUCCCGGGCAACCCGCUGCAUCUCCUGUUCCGCAACAACACGGCCUACCACGACGUCCACCACCAGGUUCGUGGUGGCCGCUGCAACUACGCGCAGCUGUUCUUUGUGGCGUGGGACAAGCUGAUGGGCACGUACGUCCCUUACGAGGUCGUCAGAGCUCCGCACGGCGGACUGGAGGCCGUGCCGUUGAAGAAGAAGUUGAAGACCUGACGGACGGUGCCAGGACAUGAUCUUCGUCAGGGGAGCUGCGCGCGUCCCUUCGCUGGAGCGUGAGUCAACCACACCACUAGGCAUGCACCUUUUCAGUAGCGAGGAUCAUGUCACCAACUCACCAUGUCAAGUCUGUCAACGUCCGUAUGAUAGUAAGGGCUCGUGAAUCAUGAUCCGGACCGGUUUGUAACAACGAAUACUUUGCCUGGCGUCGAUCCCGACCGUGUGUACUAAAAUAUGUUUGUUAUGGCA